Messenger RNA from Drosophila ananassae, 1015 nucleotides. RefSeq names its product stomatin-4. Lineage: Eukaryota; Metazoa; Arthropoda; Insecta; Diptera; Drosophilidae. Gene Ontology annotation, cellular component: plasma membrane. The transcript has 3 exons. Bases 28 to 915 code for a protein of 295 amino acids. The record is from RefSeq and is a predicted model, not a curated record.
AUUGAACUGUUUACUAAAUUCGUUGUCAUGAACAAUUCUACGCAAUCACAAACUGGAGCGGCAAUAGAGCCAUCGGGUUCCAUCGUGGCCUUCCAAGAUGAAUCUCUACAGCCGCAACGAAAUGUAAAAACAAGCGAGAAUAAACCCCCAAACUGCGUGGAGAAGACAUUUUACAUUCUGUCCCUUUUUCUAGCAGUCAUUACAUUUCCGAUUUCGCUUUUCGUCUGCCUCAGAAUCCUGUCUGAGUACCAACGAGGAGUUAUCCUACGCCUUGGCCGCCUGCGACCAAAGCCACCAUGUGGGCCUGGUGUUGUUUUUUACCUACCCUGCAUUGAUACCAUGCGAAUUAUAGACCUUCGAACCACUUCAUUUGAUCUGGACACGCAGGAGAUUCUUACCAAGGAUAUGGUCACGAUCAAUAUCGAUGGAGUGGUUUAUUACAGCAUCAAAAGCCCUAUUGACGCCUUGCUUCAGGUCUUCGAUCCUACGGAAGCCACGGAAAAGCUGGCGAUGACUACGCUGCGGAAUGUAGCCGGCACCCACAAGCUAAUGGAUCUGCUGGCUUCCAAAGAGUACCUUUCCUAUCAGAUUGAGGCCAUUCUUUACAACUCCACCGAACCAUGGGGAGUGCGUGUGGAGAGGGUGGAAAUUAAGGAGAUAGGCAUACCGGAUCAAUUAAAGCGUGCCUUGGCCGUCGAGCAAGAAGCUAUGCGCGAGGCAAAGGCAAAAGUGGCUGCCGCCCAGGGAGAACGGGAUGCAGUGCGCGCCCUGAAGGAGGCCGCUGAUAUAAUGGAGACAAACCCCAUUGCCCUGCAACUUCGCUAUCUACAGACCCUAAACACUAUCUGCAAUGACAAUACCAGGUCCUACGUGUUUCCCUUUCCAGUAGAUAUUGUUAAACGUAUGAUGAAAUGACCGUUACUUAAGGACAAUUUAAUUUAGAAACCGGAAUAUUUAGAACUGUGUCGUCCUAUUAAUUUCCUAAACAACUGAAUUAAAAAUGUUUUGUUAUAAA